AUACACAUGCUUACACACACCCACCCACACACACAAACACACACACACAACCUCAAGUGCACCCAGCGUCAAGCUCGAGUGAUCUCUGUUAAAGACUCAUUAAUGGCAGUCUUGAACCGUGACUCAUAGCAAUUUGCCGCGGCGUGUUCUUAAACUGCAAGCAGAUUUUUUUGUCUCAGGAUGUACAUUUCUUUGCAAACACUGGUGAGCCUGAGUUUGAGAAGAAUUAAACAAUGUUGAAAAGACAGAGAGGCCAAAGCAAAGACAAAUUGAGAAGAACAAAGUUAAUCCUCCGUCACAGAGGAAGGGAGCGUUUCAAUGCUCCCUCAGGGACGGUGCUAAACACUACACUCGGCUGUUGGAUGGCCUUCAAUUAAGUUAGAACCUUUCGGAACCAGGCAGGACGGGGGUCCAUCCAGCACAGACACUCAAACACAUAGCUUCUUUCUUUUCUUUUCUUUUCUUUUCCUGCUUGUUGUUUUGCCGCAAGAACCAAACAGUGUCUGAUUAGACCCUCAGAAAAAUCCUGUUUUGACAUCCUCUAAAUAACACUACUUACUGCCUCUCGCUAGAUGGGAGGUCAGUGAGGACAAAAAGUCUGCAAGCGCAGAAUUCUGUACUGGUCCAUGUGUAUCCAAUAACAUGACCUGUGGUUGGUUAGAGUGCACCACCGCACCGGUACUACGUCAUCUUAUUGGCCCGGCUAUGAUUAUUGGCACAUGUUAAAGUAAAUCAUUCUGUCAGCAGAUGCACUGGUCCAGUGAACCAACCCCGAGGAAAUUGAAUGGUCAUUGGUCACCUAAUAGGAAAUGGACUGACUGACGGAUUUGUUUCUAUUGGCUAGGUGAAGAGCCAAGGCGUCACCGAGGAGCUCCGCUGUCUGGGGCUGCUCAACGCGCUGGACAAGGACCAGGACAUCCCCGAGAACCUGGCCCAGCUCUUUGGGGAGCCGUGUAUUAAGCUGGCCGAGGGCAUCAAGGCUUACAUCUCCAAGGUCACAGAGAACCUCAUCUCCCAGCGCAGUUUUCAAGAGCCCAGAGUGAUGCCGCGCUCAUACAACACGUCUGCUGUGAAGAUGCUGACCACAGUGCCACAGAGACCCUCGGCCCACCUCACUCUCAGAGACAGUGGCCUAUCAGGCUCGUACCCCAACCCCCAGCCAGACCUGCACCAGUCGUGCCGCCACCCGGUGCGCACCUGGGGCAACGGCAGCUUCGGCGCGCACCUGCGCAACAUGACCCUGUCCAACGGGCGCCUGCGCGUGCCCAUGGACGGCCGCUACUACCUGUACGCCCAGGUGUACUUCCGCUACCCGUCGCCCAGCUCCGAGGCGGACCAGUCCAGCGCCAGCCACCAGCUGGUCCAGUGCAUCUACAAGAAGACCAACUACCUGCGGCCCAUCCAGCUGCUGAAGGGCGUGGGGACCAAGUGCUGGGCGCCCGACGCCGAGUACGCGCUGCACUCCGUCUACCAGGGCGGCCUGUUCGAGCUGAGGGCCGGAGACGAGGUGUUCGUGUCGGUGUCGUCGCCCACCAUGGUGCACGCCGAGGACUCGGCCAGCUACUUCGGCGUCUUCCGGCUGGACCUGUGAUAGGGAGAGAGGGAUGGAGGGAAGGAGAGAAAGAGGAAGCAAAAGAGUAAUCGCGAAAAGCGAGAAAGCGGGGGAGUGCCGCACAAAGACUACAUUACCCAUAAGGCACGUGUGCUGUGUGCAGUGUAGAGGAGUGGGCAGGCAUGAAGUUGGCUUUUGCUGAGACUGAGACAAGUGGUUGUGGUGGUUGACGGAAGGAAGGAAUUUGUACCUGUUUUUAAUCACCAAUUUUUUACAGUAGAAUCCGAGACUCGAUCUCACAUCCAAAUGAAAGACAGAAGAAUGAAUGUAUUUUUCUAAGCCAAAUCAGUGGAUUUUGCAAUGCGGAAACAAAAUGGAUGACCAAA
This is a messenger RNA of Clupea harengus (Atlantic herring), 1938 nucleotides long. RefSeq names its product TNF superfamily member 10, like (gene tnfsf10l). The record is from RefSeq and is a predicted model, not a curated record. Gene Ontology annotation, cellular component: membrane. Gene Ontology annotation, molecular function: tumor necrosis factor receptor binding. Gene Ontology annotation, biological process: immune response. The coding region runs from base 1043 to 1591 and encodes 182 amino acids. NCBI's taxonomy places the organism in Eukaryota, Metazoa, Chordata, Actinopteri, Clupeiformes, Clupeidae. The transcript is spliced from 4 exons.